This is a messenger RNA of Drosophila elegans, 10103 nucleotides long. RefSeq names its product glutamate receptor ionotropic, NMDA 2B (gene Nmdar2). Lineage: Eukaryota; Metazoa; Arthropoda; Insecta; Diptera; Drosophilidae. The record is from RefSeq and is a predicted model, not a curated record. Gene Ontology annotation, cellular component: postsynaptic membrane; plasma membrane. Gene Ontology annotation, molecular function: transmitter-gated monoatomic ion channel activity involved in regulation of postsynaptic membrane potential; NMDA glutamate receptor activity. The transcript has 10 exons. The coding region runs from base 5959 to 9195 and encodes 1078 amino acids. Gene Ontology annotation, biological process: synaptic transmission, glutamatergic; modulation of chemical synaptic transmission; monoatomic ion transport.
CAACCACAUUCGUCCUCGUCCACACCCCGCCCUUAUCCUAAUGCCAAUCCGAUUGUGUUUUGUUUUAUAACAAAGAAAACAACAAUGGCAGAAACAACAAUCGUAGUGAUGGCAAACAUGACAAAAAAAAACAGGGAGCAGGGAGAAAUAGAGAAAGCUCAGCGCAAUGAUGGCAAAAAAUAUAUCAGCAACAACAAAAUAGAGUCCUUUUUUUCGUAACUUUUUUUUGGGCAUGUAUGUGUGCGUGUGCCUGGUUCAUGGCUAUGUGUACGUGUGAGUGUGAAUGUGAGUGUGCUUGUGUGUGUGUCUGUGUGAGGCUGCGUCGUCGUCAUCGCCGCUGCCUCUGUCGCUGUCGUUGUGCGUGUCUUUGAAUUUUUUGGGUGUGGACUUGUUUCAUGUUUCAGUUUCAGUCGCCAUCCCCAUGCCACCCCCUCGCCACCCCCUCGGCACCAAAACUCUGCGCUAAGUAGCAACAACAGCUACAACAAAACAGCGUAUAUAUUAUUAAAACAAAAAGUGCAAUUGAGAAAUGCAGUGUCACUCUUUAUUUUGUUUUUAUUCAAGUGUGUGAGUGAGUGUGCCAAUAACUAUAACAACAACAAGAACAGCAACAACAAUUACCACAGCCAGCGCUACAACAAUGACCAAGUGCAUCAAAAGUGCCGACGAAAAACAACGCGAAAGCAAAACAAAAGCCUCAACCCUCCAGUCACAGCCCCACCAGCCCCCGACGCCGCCCCUGCGACACAUUUUAAUUAAGAGCCUGCCAUGACAGACCCCUUAUAGGCAACCCACCGCCCGCCGCCCCCACUUACCCACAACCACCCACAGCCUCCCACUCGACACCAGUGCAACGCCACCCCCCAACAAGUUUGAGAUUUUUAUUAUUAUGAAAUUUUCGCUAAUUCGAGGCGGAAGGCCAAGCGGAGCAGCGUUGGGCGGCUUUUGGCUUUUACGACCCCGUUCUACAUACCACUUUCUCCUUUCGCCCCCAUUUUCCCCAUUUCACUGCUGCAACUUUUGUUUAAAACGUAAACAAUCCGGAAAGCAGUGAAGAAACACUCAUCCACAACAUUUUUACCCAAUCAAUGGCAUCCCAGCUUUUCUUAUUUCCUUUUAUUAAAGGAAAAACUAGUUAGCAAAGAUUUCAGAAAAUCAAAACAUAUUGUAUGGUCCUUUUAGUUCUACCGACCUUAUGGCCUAGAUAUAAACGAUUAGUGUCUGCUACAAGUCAGCUAGUAUCUUGAAGUAAAUGCUUUUCAUUUUAAAGCCAACCUGAGGAAAGUCGUUUACACAUUUCUGUUCUAAGCUCUUUAAACAAAUGUACUUGUGAUACCGACGGAAUCCAUUUUUUUUGGGCGAAUCUAUCGAAGGCAAAGUCUCUAGAGAUUUGUGUGUCACCCCAGAACGUGUUCUAUUGUUUUCUGUGCCCCGACAGAUCUUGGGAUAUGCGUCCCAUCACGCUCGUAAUAUAUUUAGCGAACUCCUCCCACAAGACGAUGUCGAUGUCUGACUGUUGAGGCCCUCAACUGCCGGCUGAAGGUCAGAGUGGAAAGGAUGUUGCUGCUGUGUAGCAAAAACCAAAACCAACGAACAACACUGCAACUGCUGCUCGGUCGGAAGCCGAAACUUUUGGAAAACACUGCUCUGCACACACACACACACUGCACAGUGUUGUUCCCAAUCCGUGUUGCCAGGUGUUGCGGUUGUAUAUUUUGGAUAAAAAUAUUCUAAAAAUUAAAUAUAAAUGCUGAAAACCAAGCUAUAUCCUAAUGGAAGAAAACAUACGAAAGAAAAUAGGUUUUUAUAUGAUAGUAGCUAUAAAUCAAAAAUUAUGAACACUUUAAACAAAAACAUAUUUUUUUUUCCUUCAAUAAAAAUAUAAUUAUUGGCCUUGAACAAAUUAAUUUAGUUUUCACGACUAAUUUUAUGUGUUUCAAUGUUAAGGACGAACAUAAAGGAUGAAUAUCCAUAUAACAAAACGAGAACAUACAUAUUUACUAUAUACAUAAGUGAAACAAUUACAAGUAUGGUUGAAUUCACAGGACUUGAAAAUAUACUAGAUUUUUAAUAGCUUUUUCUUUGUUAAAUAUAGUUGACUUAGUCUGAAAUUGGCUAGACUGGCAACACUGUCCGUCCUGUUCCUGCCGUCGUUGUUGCUGAUUUGGUUUCCCCGUCGUGUCGUUGCAGCGCGAUUUGCAUUCGGCCACUUUGGGCAGCAAACUUUUGUUUGCUUGUUGUUUUGGCGGCACAACAAGCCCAAAACAAGGGGGCUAAAAGGAAGCUGAUCUAAUGAAUUAGCUGCCAGCCAGGAUUACAGCGGGUGAGUGGGGAGUAAGCAACACCCUACAAAGUCACGAAGAUAACACGCAGCCAUUUUUCACGCCCAGCGCACAUUUUCUGCGCUUAAGCGAGAAUGCGAGAAGAAAAACAAGGGACAAAGAAAAAGCGUUGACAGAAAACGUUUGGGCCAAACUAAUAACCAACCAGCCAUGUUUGUUUAGAGGGGAAAGGAAAAGGAGGGGAAGAAGGGAAAGGCUGACAGCGGUCGACGCACUGUCAAAUUAGACAGCUCCCAACCCAUGUGCCCAGUCAUCUGUUUUAGCCCAAAGCUAACCCAUUCGCCACUGGCCAAACAACGAUAAAGCACGGAAAACGGAAGGGAAGGAGCAGAACAGCUGAACAGGAGGACAGGAGGACAGGAGAGGAGGGAAUGGAAACACACAAAUAAAUAAAUAGAUUUCAUUCGUGGGCGUGGUCAGCGGAAAGAAAGAGAAGAGAGUAAAGAAAAUAGCGGCAAGCCAUGCUAAAAAGUAAAUAACUGUCAAAGGGGUUCAGCUGUGAAAAACGUAUAAGAACACAGAGAGAAAUUCAGAUCAAAAGCAAUUAAUGUUUUUGAUAAAAUCAGAGCCUUUUUUUGUAGAUGUCUUGACCAAAACAAAAUAUAAAUAUUAUACUAUGAGCAAUAUUUGAUAUUUUUAACGCUCAAAAGUAAUGCCUCUUUAAUGGCUUACUUCAUAUGCGAUAAUGAAAUCAUCCACUUGGUAAUUGUGGCUUUUUUUUCUCAGCGUACGUGUGCGCGUCGGUGUGUGUGUGCUUGCAAGUUACUGUGCUGGUAGCAGAAGCUGUCCCCAAAGAAGCCAAGUAAAUACAGCUUGAGCCUAACCCAAAAUGUCCGCCAAAAGUCAUAAACUCACAUACCCACACAGCCACGAACAGACAUUCACACUUACAGACUGACACACGCACAGAGAGAAAGAGAAAAAGAGAGAUGAUGAUAAUGCCACUGCUAUUGCUAUUAAACAGCAACAACAACAACAUGAGGAAGUGACGUUAACAAGAACAGCCAAGGCAACAAACAUUUUCAAUCAAAAGUUUAAUACGCCGUGAAUUCAUUACACGUCCUAUGAAUGAUGUACCCCAAGCACAAACACUACUCUUGAUAAGGCAGUAAGCAGUGGGGGAGUGAGGGAGGGAUGGGUGGCGACUAUGAGCAACGUUAGCCGGGAUGUCUGUUAUUUUGGAUUCUUUUCUCAUAAGAUACAAUUUAUUGCCGCCGUCAUGUACGAAAAGUACGAAACACAUGUAGACACACACAAACGAAGAAGAAGACAUUUUACGGCUGCCCUACGCACACACACACAGGCACAGACACAGGCGCAUAGAGAUGAGCUUGGAGAAAUGGAGAAGUGGAGAAAUUGAAGAAAUGGACGAGUGCGGAGAGAGUCGACAGAGGAGUCCAUGACCUUCAAGCGGAGCAGGGCGUUGGGACAAGGUUGGGGUCCUUCUCCUUUGUGCCUGCUUGGGCCUAACAAAGUAAUCACUCUUUCCUGCCAACGAGCGGCGGGUGGGGAAGCUCUUCCCCGCUUAUUGACAGCCAGGCAGCCAAGUGUCAAAACACAGUUUAAGCCAGACCAGAGGCUACAAGAGGCGGGACGACAGCAGACAAAUUAUAAGCCCAAACAGCUUCUGUUUGCCGCGUUGCGCAGCCACGCAACACGAAAGAAGUCGAGCUACUUGCUGACGCAGGAGCCUGGACCCCUGCAGCCUCCCCAGCCCUCAGCCCCUGGCUACGCCCCUCCCACGCGGUGUUCGAUGAUGACACGAAGCCGCCGUAGGCGACGCCCAAAACCAAAGCCAUAGCUUAGCAGUGCACAUAGAAGAAAAUAUAUGAUCGUAUACAACAUUUUUGAUCAAAAGUAAUGAAAAGUGACAAAAAAAAACUCCGUUAUUUGGGAUUGACCCAAAGCGAUUUAAGGAAUCGGACAUAAGUUAAAUAUUCCAAUGGCCCUUGUGCUCACUAGGUAUUUCUUUAGCGUUUACGAUUUAGCGACUGACUAAAUUCGACUUCUUUCUGAUUUUUUAAUUUAAUUUAAAAAUAACUUAGAGUUUUAUACAUUUACAGUUUUAUAAUUUUGUUAACUUUUAUUUUGAACACAUUUUUUUUUUUUUGAUGUACCAAUUGCUACAAGUUUGGCCAAACAAAGGGCGAUAUAGGGAAACUACCAGCAUCCGCAAUAUGUGGGGAUAUUAAUGAUGAUGACUAUCAUAAUGGCAAGAACAGGGAAAGUCUGAGGGAAAGGGCUGCCAAGGGGCAUAUCUGGCCACACCCCAUGCCUACAGUCCCACGUUUCGACUCCUUAUUUCCGUUUCCGCUGCUUCGGCUGCUUUUUACUGCCGCUACUAUGGUAUACCAUUCAAAAUUCAAAGAGAAAAUUUCACGACCGAUUGCCGCAUUCCCUGCGGGGGCUGAGUCAGAAAGCUGAAAACAGGAAUCAGGAGCCAGAGUAUGUAUGUGUAAGUGGAGCUGCGAUUAUGCGGACCAAUGUCGCAUUUAAUUUAUGUAGAAUGGCAGGCUGCGCUCAAAUUGAAUCGGACUGAAAAACGGAGCAGGCGGCAGGGCAAAGGCUCGAUGGAUGAAAUACCCUAGGAGAUGAGAAGCAAGACCAGACAAUAACGUAAUAUACUUAGUAUUCUUCAGUACGUAGACAUUAAUUAAACACUCAUAAAAAUAAAUUCGUAAAUUCAAGUAUUUCUUACCAAGUUUAAAAAUGUAACGCUUUGAUUUUCUUCCAUUGCUGUUUUUAGCUAUUUAAAGUAUUAUUAUUUUUGUAAUAUUUUCGGAGUAGAUUGUAAUAUUCUAAACAUUUAAUUUACAUUUGAACUAUAUUUAGUUUUUAAUAUUAUUCAUUCGUGGAAUACCCCCGAAAACCAGCAGUAUCAAAGUGAGGGAAGCACCUGCUCCUGCCUGCCUGGGCGAUGUGUCCAUAAAUACCCUUUGGCGGCAGCAGGCGCCGCACAGUGGGCCCGAAACGAUGGAUACGGGACUGCCUCAAAACGACCAACGACUUUCGUACACAAACAAACAAAUUGAUGGGAUAUGGUACUCAUUUUGAUGAAUUUCCGUAACACUUUGGAAUCUUCGAAAAAAUUACAGCUUUUUUUUAUUAAUUUUACAUAAUUCAAUGGUUGACAAUAUCGGACUGAUUCAGGCAAUUCGCUUUUCUGUCUAGUACGCUACACGGUUUCGACCAUAACAAAUUAGCAGCGGAAACUGAAAUGGCGGAAAACGUCAACGACGACUGUUGCCAAUGCUGCUGCUGUUGCUGCUCCUGCUGCAGACGUUGUUGCUUAGGUUUGUGUGUGCUUAAAUAGGUGUGAGUGGGUGGCAUGGAAGUGGAAAUGGAAGUGGAAAUGGAAGUGAAAGUGAAAGCGAGUGUGGGCGGUUACGUGUAAAUGUUUUCUGUUGCCUGUUUAAAUUUAGCAAUGCGCAACACCCAAUACAAACAGAAGAACCGAACAGAGGACGAAACAGAGGGCCGCUGCUGAGAAAAACGCAAUCCAUCCAUACGCAAAACAAUAGCAUCGCCCAGCCAAUUAAAUCCUGGCCAAAUGCACUAGAGACCACCGGAGCAGCGAGUACCGAGCACCGAACGCCGAGCACCGGAUCAUACAGCCAUGAUGCCCAGUCGCGUCAAACUGAAAUGCGGCACGGAUGAGCUCCCACUUAUGGGCCGAAGGGCGACCGACCGACCCGACCACACCACUUUCAACACUGCCAGCAGCCAGCACAAUAGCAAUAGACGUCUAACCACUAACCCUCCAAGCGGCUUCCUCCCGCUGUUUCGCCUCCCGGUCCUGGUGCUCCUCCUGCUGAUCCUGAUCCUGGACAGCUGCCACGCCCUCCGGUUGACCAACGGAGGCGGCAGCCUGAGCAAGGGCGCGGCGGCCAACAAGGAGCAGCUCAACAUCGGCCUGAUCGCGCCGCACACGAACUUUGGCAAGCGGGAGUACUUGCGCAGCAUCAACAACGCGGUCACCGGCCUCACAAAAACGCGCGGCGCCAAGCUGACCUUCCUCAAGGACUACUCCUUCGAGCAGAAGAACAUCCACUUCGACAUGAUGUCGCUGACGCCCAGUCCGACAGCCAUCCUAAGCACGCUGUGCAAAGAGUUCCUGCGCGUGAACGUCUCGGCCAUCCUGUACAUGAUGAACAACGAACAGUUCGGACACAGCACGGCCUCUGCGCAGUACUUCCUGCAGUUGGCCGGCUACCUAGGCAUCCCGGUGAUCUCGUGGAACGCGGACAACUCGGGUCUAGAGCGGCGUGCCUCGCAGUCGACGCUGCAGCUGCAACUGGCGCCGAGCAUCGAGCACCAGAGCGCCGCGAUGCUGAGCAUCCUGGAGCGCUACAAGUGGCACCAGUUCUCGGUGGUCACCUCGCAGAUAGCCGGCCACGACGACUUUGUGCAGGCGGUGCGGGAGCGGGUGGCCGAGAUGCAGGAGCACUUCAAGUUCACCAUCCUCAACUCGAUCGUGGUCACGCGCACCAGCGACCUCAUGGAGCUGGUCAACAGCGAGGCGCGCGUGAUGCUGCUCUACGCCACGCAGACGGAGGCCAUCACCAUUCUGCGUGCCGCCGAGGAGAUGAAGCUCACCGGCGAGAACUACGUCUGGGUGGUCAGCCAGUCGGUCAUAGAGAAGAAGGACGCCCACUCCCAGUUCCCCGUGGGCAUGCUCGGCGUGCACUUCGACACCUCCAGUGCGGCGCUAAUGAACGAGAUCUCCAACGCCAUCAAGAUCUACAGCUACGGCGUGGAGGCCUACCUAACGGACCCGGCCAACCGCGACCGCCGCCUCACCACCCAGUCGUUGUCCUGCGAGGACGAGGGACGCGGUCGGUGGGACAACGGAGAAAUCUUUUUCAAGUACUUGCGCAACGUGUCCAUCGAGGGGGACCUGAACAAGCCGAACAUCGAGUUCACGGCUGAUGGUGACUUGCGCUCGGCGGAGCUCAAGAUCAUGAACCUACGGCCCAGCGCCAACAACAAGAACCUGGUGUGGGAGGAGAUUGGAGUGUGGAAGUCAUGGGAGACGCAGAAGCUGGACAUCCGCGACAUUGCGUGGCCUGGCAACUCGCACGCCCCGCCCCAGGGCGUGCCGGAGAAGUUCCAUUUGAAGAUCACAUUCCUCGAAGAGGCACCCUAUAUCAAUCUGUCGCCCGCGGACCCGGUGAGUGGCAAGUGCCUGAUGGACCGCGGUGUGCUCUGCCGGGUGGCGGCCGAUCACGAAAUGGCCGCCGACAUCGACGUGGGCCAGGCACACCGCAACGAGUCCUUUUACCAGUGCUGCAGCGGCUUCUGCAUCGACCUGCUGGAGAAGUUCGCCGAGGAGCUGGGCUUCACCUACGAACUGGUGCGGGUCGAAGAUGGUAAAUGGGGUACCCUCGAGAAUGGCAAGUGGAACGGCCUGAUCGCCGACCUGGUCAACCGCAAGACGGACAUGGUCCUCACCUCGCUAAUGAUCAACACGGAGCGCGAGGCGGUCGUCGACUUCUCUGAGCCCUUCAUGGAGACGGGCAUCGCCAUCGUGGUGGCCAAGCGCACGGGCAUCAUCUCGCCCACGGCCUUUCUGGAGCCCUUCGACACGGCCUCCUGGAUGCUGGUGGGCAUAGUGGCCAUCCAGGCGGCUACCUUCAUGAUCUUCCUGUUCGAGUGGCUGUCGCCCAGCGGCUACGACAUGAAGCUGUACCUGCAGAACACCAACGUGACCCCGUACCGCUUCUCCCUGUUCCGGACCUACUGGCUGGUGUGGGCCGUCCUCUUCCAGGCCGCCGUCCAUGUGGACUCGCCGCGCGGCUUUACCUCGCGCUUCAUGACCAACGUGUGGGCCCUCUUCGCCGUAGUCUUUCUGGCCAUAUACACUGCCAAUCUGGCCGCCUUCAUGAUAACCAGGGAGGAGUUCCACGAGUUCACCGGUCUCAACGACAGCCGUCUGGUGCACCCCUUCUCCCACAAGCCCUCAUUCAAGUUCGGCACUAUUCCGUACAGCCACACGGACUCGACCAUCCACAAGUACUUCAACGUCAUGCACAACUACAUGCGACAGUACAACAAGACCAGUGUGGCCGAUGGAGUGGCGGCCGUGCUCAACGGCAACCUGGACUCCUUUAUUUAUGACGGCACUGUGCUGGACUAUCUGGUGGCCCAGGACGAGGACUGCCGCCUCAUGACCGUGGGCAGCUGGUAUGCCAUGACGGGCUAUGGGCUGGCAUUCAGCCGCAACUCCAAGUACGUGCAGAUGUUCAACAAGCGGCUGCUCGAGUUCCGGGCGAACGGGGACCUGGAGCGGCUGCGGCGCUACUGGAUGACGGGCACUUGUCGGCCGGGCAAGCAGGAGCACAAGUCCUCCGACCCCCUGGCCCUGGAGCAGUUCUUGUCCGCCUUCCUGCUCCUGAUGGCCGGCAUCCUGCUGGCGGCGCUGCUCCUGCUGCUGGAGCACGUCUACUUCAAGUACAUCCGCAAGCGGCUGGCCAAGAAGGACGGCGGCCACUGCUGCGCGCUCAUCUCGCUGUCCAUGGGCAAGUCGCUGACCUUCCGCGGCGCCGUCUUCGAGGCCACCGAAAUCCUCAAGAAGCACCGCUGCAACGACCCCAUCUGCGACACGCACCUCUGGAAGGUCAAGCAUGAGCUGGACAUGUCUCGCCUGCGAGUCCGCCAGCUGGAGAAGGUCAUGGACAAGCAUGGCAUCAAGGCGCCGCAGCUGAGGUUGGCCUCCUCCUCGGAUCUGUUGAACCACCAUCAUCUCAAGGAGCGGCCGCCGCUGCUGGGCAACCUGAGCCUCGCCGCCAGCGCCCAAGAUCUAUACAGGUGGUCGUACAAGACGGAAAUCGCCGAGAUGGAGACGGUGCUGUGAAGCGUUUAUAGCUGGAAAUGGAGCUGCUACUCUAGACACACUAGGCACACACCGCAAUCGAGCAACGUAUUUAGAGUGACUGGAGCCAGAGUGCAGUACGUCUAAUCAAAAUCAACGUUUCAAAUAAAAUGUAAACUGAAAGCUUUCGGAGGUUAGAGACAGGGAGAUAUGACGUGGCGAAAUAGAAGCCAAAGCGCCUCACGAAAACCGCACACGAGACACCCAGAUUUCCAGCCUAGGGAAACCCAAAGAUUGUAUAAAGUUAAACUAAUUGUAAAACAGUAAAACCAACAGCUAAACCUAACGGCACACGGGGACAAACAACCAAAACAAACAUAAAAAAAACCAGCCGCCGCACGAGUAUUUCAUAAAAUAAGUUUUAAAGGAGAUCAAGAAUGUAGAGGUAGAGGAGAAGCUGGAGAGAUCAACCGUUACACUUUUGGCGAUUGAACUGUAAACUGUAAGCCGUUAACAAGAGAUUGGGGCAAGUAGAAGAAGAAGAAGAAAAGUAGAUUCAAGCCAGAGUUGAACAUGUUUGUAUGUAAUCCGUUUGAUUGUUUGUGAUUGUUGUUUCGUUUGUUGUCUUUUUUUGGAUAGUAAAUAUUUACUAAAUCAUAAUCAAGUAGGCGUAUAGCAUGGGCUUACAUACAAGCAGGACGACAAGCCACGCCCAUUAUUAAAUAUACACAUUAACAGAUUUAUAUGUAUUUACCUUGCUAUGAUUACGAUUAUGAUAACGACGAUAUAAAUGUUAUUGCAUAUACACGUACAUAUACAUAUACAUUUAAAGAAAAAAAACAAGAAAUAUUUACAUAUGAAUAUACAUGUAUGUACUUAUAUUUUUUCUGAUUUUGAUAAAGAAAUUGCUUACUUACCGCUAACAAAUAAAACCCCAAGAAUUAAAAUCA